Molecule: messenger RNA, 459 nt
Organism: Alternaria ventricosa
Lineage: Eukaryota; Fungi; Ascomycota; Dothideomycetes; Pleosporales; Pleosporaceae
Exons: 1
Coding region: 1-459 (152 amino acids)
Molecular function (GO): fatty acyl-CoA hydrolase activity
Source: RefSeq, a predicted model, not a curated record
AUGUCCAGCGACGCAGCCAACGAUCCCGAGAUCCUCUCUCAUGUCCAGCAGUUCUGGGAGGGCCGCAAGCCUAGCAGCCCCAUCUACCAGUUCUUGCUCGACGACAUCAAGCUGACCUAUGCCUCCAAAGGCGUCGUGCGCGCACAGCUGCCGCUUACCAAGAACCACGUGAACACGCACGGCAGUAUCCAUGGCUCUGUCUCCGCGACAUUGAUAGACUGGGUCGGUGGCAUGGCCAUUGCAGCUUGGGAUAACCGGACCAAGACAGGAGUGUCGACAGACAUUCACAUCUCAUACCAGUCUGGAGCCAAGGAUGGUGAUACCAUCGAGAUUGAAGGCAAGGCCGGAAAGGUGGGCGGAACGCUCGCAUUCACUACAGCGACUAUAUGGAAGCUUGUCGAUGGCAAGCCAGGUUCUAUUGUCGCGACAGGCUCCCACACCAAAUUUGUUAAGAUAUGA